UAAAAUUUGCAGUAAAUAAUUAAUUUUUACUUGUUUCUGUAGAAAUUGGUUUGCUUUGCCAUGGUGCGUGUGUAUAAAAACAAGGAGUUGAUACCCAUCUUCUAUUCUUCCACCUCAUUCAGUUUCUUCCUUCUCUGACACCCAUCUUUUUCUCUUUCCAUCUAAUGGCUCUUUCCGGGUACAAGAAGGAUGGGAGAGAGCUGAGAAUCUUCGAAAAUGCAGACGAACUGAGCUGCAAUUUGGCAGAGUAUAUAGCAGAGCUAUCAGAGGCUUCUAUAAAGGAGAGAGGCGUCUUUGCCAUUGCUUUAUCCGGUGGCUCACUUGUCGCGUUGAUGGGAAAGCUAUGUGAGGCGCCUUACAACAAGACCGUUGAUUGGGCCAAGUGGUAUAUAUUUUGGGCUGACGAGCGCGUGGUUGCCAAGAGCCACGCUGAUAGCAACUAUAAGCUUGUCAAAGAUGGUUUUUUGUCGAAGGUGCCUAUUGUUCACGGCCACGUGCACUCGAUCAACGACUCCGUGACCGCGGAACAAGCCGCCGAGGACUACGAGUUUGUCAUCCGGCAGCUGGUCAAGACCCGCGUGAUCAGCGUGUCCGAGAUCCACGACUGCCCGAAGUUCGACCUCAUCCUCCUCGGGAUGGGGCCGGACGGGCACGUCGCGUCCCUAUUCCCGAGCCACCCGGUGUUCAACGAGAAGGAGCAGUGGGUGACGUUCAUCACCGACUCCCCCAAGCCCCCGCCCGAGCGGAUCACCUUCACGCUACCCGUCAUAAACUCCGCCGCCAACGUCGCCGUGGUCGCGACGGGCGCUGGCAAGGCGGAGGCCGCGCACGUGGCGGUCGACGGGGCCGGCCCCGACUACCCGGAGCUGCCGGCGAGGAUGGUCCGGCCGAUCAACGGCGAGCUGGUGUGGUUUCUUGAUAUAGCAGCUGCUUCAAAAAUUGAAGGUGCAAGCUUUUCCGAGUAGGGUCGAGAAAGUGUAAUUGCGGCAAAGCGUGGCUUUUGUAUGUAGUGUUUGAAAUUUGUAAACUUUGUUGUAUCACAUUCUGAUUAGGAUGUUUUGCCAUCUGUCAAUCUCUCUUUUCAAAAAGAAUUAAAGGGAAAAAAAGAGAAAAAAAUCUCUGGCAGUUUGAGCCAUUCUCCUCAA
Salvia miltiorrhiza (redroot sage) is the source of this 1145-nucleotide messenger RNA. Its product is annotated as probable 6-phosphogluconolactonase 2. The coding region runs from base 165 to 965 and encodes 266 amino acids. The transcript is spliced from 4 exons. Gene Ontology annotation, biological process: carbohydrate metabolic process; pentose-phosphate shunt. The record is from RefSeq and is a predicted model, not a curated record. NCBI's taxonomy places the organism in Eukaryota, Viridiplantae, Streptophyta, Magnoliopsida, Lamiales, Lamiaceae. Gene Ontology annotation, molecular function: 6-phosphogluconolactonase activity.